AUGAGCAGAAAACGAUUAUCCAUAAUUGCCCAGCAUCUAUGUUCUGCGGAAUGAUUAGCAACAUACCAAGAAACAUCUGAUGGAGUAGCUAUUAUUACUAUAAAUCGUCCAUCAAAGCUGAAUUUCUUGAAUAAAGAGAUGUGAGAUCAAUUAAAUUCUUAUUUGUUGCAAGCUGAAUCUAAUCCUAAUAUCAAAGUCAUAAUACUAGCAGGAAUUGGCAAACCAUUUGCAAAUGGAGAAAGUUUACCGGCUAAGGAAGAAUUAAUAGCGUCAUCGUUAUAUAUUGUUAUAUACUUAAAUUAUGAUCAGAAUUCUGGCCGGUAUCCGAUCAGAACGAUCGAGCUCACCUGAGGAUGCCAAUAGGUGGCAUUUCAGCUAUUACGGACUCUCAAGGUUCUAGGGUCCUCCUCUCCAAUUGUGUCGUAGCACGUGGACGGCCUGUGUCGUUAGAGUGCUCAGAUUUGAGACUUGCUCACCACUUGCAAAAUCUCAAUCUUCACUGACUCUGCUCCAGUCUCUUUUCCUUGACAUCUUCAAGACACCUGUGGCCAGGUUCUGCGGUAGGAAAGCCCUUCUAAGGGUCGAAACCCACCUACAGAGGGAAGGAAAGAAUUAAUAGCAUCACCUGUGAUUAUUAAUGACCCUACAGAUAAUUGAUUUGGCCAAUUAGCAUCGAUGAAAAAGCCUAUAAUUGCACCUGUUAAUGAUUAUGUAUGUGAUGAAGAUUUUGAAAUCGCUAUGAUAUGCGAUAUUGUUAUUGCAAAUAGCACAGCAAGAUUCGUAAUUCCAAAAAGUAAAAUGAGGCUAAUUCAUGGGGCAGUCGGUACUGAAAGUUCAGUCAAAACUGCGAGGAAGCUCCAAGUAACAGAGCUAGUUUUAGUUGGGGAUGUUAUUUCUGCUGAUGAAGCUAAAAGAAUUGGUCUAAUUAAUAAAGUUGUUGAAAAUACUCUAGAUGAAGCUAUAACUGCUGCUAACUUCUCUCCAUUAGGAAAGUUCAGCUAAAAAAUUAAUUUUUAAAAAAAUCGGAUUUUUCUAAUGAUUUUACUUGCUAAUCAAUAGAUAGAGUAAGGAAACUGCGAGUAGCCCACUAGGUGAUAUCUUAACUGCCAAAAAAGCAAUAAGUUUAUAUAUGAAGCAAGUUUAUCAGAAAGGAUCAUCUACAAAUUAUAUAUAUUUAAAUAAGCAGAAAUAA
Blepharisma stoltei is the source of this 1192-nucleotide messenger RNA. The record is from the annotation of a GenBank genome assembly. NCBI's taxonomy places the organism in Eukaryota, Ciliophora, Heterotrichea, Heterotrichida, Blepharismidae.